AUGUCUGAGCCUUCGCAGUUCAACGGUCAGGUCAACUCGGUCCUCGGCUCUGCCAAGCAGAUGGUCGGCGGUGCCAUUGAGACUGCCUACUCGGCCGCUGGUGGCUCAUCUGAGCCCUCGUCGUGGACAACCACAGGCAAGAAGCAGCACGCCGAGGGCGAAGCUGAGAUUACCGCUGCUCAGACGCAAAACUACGCCGAAGGCUUCGGUGACCGCCUCGAAGGCAAGAAGGAUGCCAUUGUCGGCGCCGUCACUGGCGACAAAGCCCAGGAGGUUGCUGGCAACGUCCAGCACGACAAGGGCAAGUUCCAGAUGAAGGCCAACGACCCUACUGCGUAA
This is a messenger RNA of Apiotrichum porosum, 339 nucleotides long. RefSeq lists its product as uncharacterized. NCBI's taxonomy places the organism in Eukaryota, Fungi, Basidiomycota, Tremellomycetes, Trichosporonales, Trichosporonaceae. The transcript is spliced from 3 exons. Bases 1 to 339 code for a protein of 112 amino acids. The record is from RefSeq and is a predicted model, not a curated record.